Messenger RNA from Melospiza melodia melodia, 2403 nucleotides. RefSeq names its product ectoderm-neural cortex protein 1-like. Gene Ontology annotation, molecular function: protein binding. The transcript has 3 exons. The record is from RefSeq and is a predicted model, not a curated record. The coding region runs from base 128 to 1897 and encodes 589 amino acids. NCBI's taxonomy places the organism in Eukaryota, Metazoa, Chordata, Aves, Passeriformes, Passerellidae.
GGCACCGAACCGGGUACGCGAUACCGAGUGCGGAACCGGGUAUGAGAUACCGCGUACGGGACAGCGGGGACCGGGUACGGAACCGGGUACAGAACCGGGUGCGGGAUACCGGAGCAGCCUCAGCACAAUGUCCGUCAGCAGCCACGAGAACCGGAAAUCCCGCUCGAGCUCGGGCUCCAUGAACAUCCACCUCUUCCACAAACCGGGCCACGCCGACAGCCUCCUCACCCAGCUGAACCUGCUCCGCCAGCAGAACCUCUUCACCGACGUGGUGCUGCGGGCAGGGAACCAGAGCUUCCCGUGCCACCGCGCCGUCCUGGCCGCCUGCAGCCGCUACUUCAACGCCAUGUUCAGCGGGGGCCUGAAGGAGAGCAGGGAUGCCGAGGUCAACUUCCACGACUCGCUCCACCCCGAGGUGCUGGAGCUGCUGCUGGACUACGCUUACUCAGCCCGGGUGCUGAUCAACGAGGAGAACGCCGAGUCCCUGCUGGAGGCCGGGGACAUGCUGCAGUUCCAGGAUAUCCGGGAUGCUUCUGCUGACUUUCUGGAGAAGAAUCUCUACCCUGGGAACUGCCUGAACAUGCUGCUGCUGUCCGAUGCCCACUGCUGCGAGCGGCUGCUGGAGCUGUCCUGGAGGAUGGCCUUGGCCAACUUCACCUCGCUCUGCAAGACUGAGGAUUUCCUCCGGCUGCCCAAAGACAAGCUGCUGGAGCUGGUGGAGAGCGAGGAGCUGGAGGUGGAGGACGAGACUCUGGUCUACGAAGCCGUUAUAGGCUGGAUCCGCUACGAUUUGUCCCGGCGCCACGAAGUUCUGCCCGAGCUGCUGCGCUCCGUGCGCCUGGCCCUGCUGCCCGAGUCCUACCUGAGGAAGCAGGUGGCCUGCGAGAAGCUGGUGACCAGCCACAAGCUGGGGGAGGAGAUCGUGGCCGACGCCGUGCGCUGCAAAAUGAAGAUCCUGCAGAACGACGGGCUGGUGACGGGCUGCUGCGCCCGGCCCCGCAAGGUCAGCCAGGCCCUGCUGCUGCUCGGCGGCCAGACCUUCGUGUGCGACAAGAUUUACAUGCUGGACCAUAAAAGCAGCGAGAUCAUCCCUCGUGCCGACAUCCCCAGCCCCCGCAAGGAGUGCAGCGCCUGCGCCAUCGGCUGCAAGGUUUACAUCACCGGCGGCAAGGGCUCCGAGAACGGCGCUUCCAGGGACGUCUGGGUCUACGACACCCUCCACGAUGAGUGGGCCAAAGCUGCUCCCAUGCUGGUAGCGCGGUUUGGCCACGGUUCCGCCGAGCUGGACCACUGCCUGUACGUGGUGGGGGGACACACGGCCACGAACGGGGCCUUCCCGGCCUCGCCCUCCGUGUCCCUCAAGCAGGUGGAGCACUACGACCCGCAGCUGGACAAGUGGUCGCUGGUGGCUCCUCUCCGGGAGGGCGUCAGCAACGCCGCCGUGGUGGGAGCCAAGAUGAAGCUGUUUGUUUUUGGGGGCACCAGCGCCAACCAGAACAAGCUGCCCAAGGUGCAGUGCUUCGACCCGCGCCAGAACCGCUGGACGGUGCCCGCCAGCUGCCCCCAGCCCUGGCGCUACACGGCCGCCGCCGUGGUGGGCAGCCACGUCAUCGUCAUCGGCGGCGACACCGAGUUCUCGGCCAGCUCCGCUUACCGCUUCCACAGCGACACCUUCCAGUGGUCCAAGUUUGGGGACGUCACCGCCAAGUGCAUCAGCUGCCGCGCCGUCACCUCGGGGAACAGGCUCUACGUGGUGGGCGGCUACUGCGGGGCGCAGCGCUGCAAAACCCUGGACUGCUACGACCCCUCGUCCGACACGUGGAGCAGCGUCACCACCGUGCCCUACUCGCUCAUCCCCACCGCCUUCGUCAGCACCUGGAAGUACCUGUCAGCCUGAGACCUGCAAGGUUUCUCACCUGAUUUUGCCAAGUGCCUCCCUUGAUGAGGACCCAGAUGGAACACACGGGCAGCAGGAGCUUCUCCUCCCACCUGUGAGCUGGGUGCCACCAGCAGGGCUCAAGGAAACUCAGUUCUGGCUUUGAAUUGCUUCUGCAAACCCUUGGCCAGGCCAGGGAGGGGACAGGACCUCCUUGGGCUGGCAGCUUGUGCUGUCCCUUGAGACAGCAAAACGGUUUCCAAGUGUUCUCCUAACUCGUGUGAUCUCAGAGCAGGAACCAGAGAGAUUGCUUUGGUUUCAGUGGUGCUAGAAAGGAGAAAGGACACUCCUGACCAGCUGCAGGACUGCACUGCUGGCACUCACAGCACCCAAGCAGCAGCCUGGGAUGUCAGAACACGUGACAGUACUUUGCCCAAGGGCUGGUUCUGCACAUUGGUUUCUUUUUAUACGGCAGUUUUGUGUGUUUAUUACUCAGCCUGGAGCUGCUUCAAUAAAUCUGAAUAAAA